Nematolebias whitei (Rio pearlfish) is the source of this 4275-nucleotide messenger RNA. RefSeq names its product chromosome 1 C4orf54 homolog (gene c1h4orf54). The record is from RefSeq and is a predicted model, not a curated record. Lineage: Eukaryota; Metazoa; Chordata; Actinopteri; Cyprinodontiformes; Rivulidae.
AUGGUGGUGCAGUUGCUGCUCAGUCUGGGGCUGGAAUGUCCGGAUCGUCUGGGUGUCAUCAGUCUGCGCCCCCGGAGCUCCGCGCGCACCUCCAUCUCCUCCGCUCACCAUAAAGACCCGACGAAGGUGAGCGGAGGCGUCGGCGGCGCGCGCACAGGUGACGGGCUGCUCCAAACAGUGGCAGCAGGGCGGCGCAAGGUGGAGGUGCGACACGAAACCAAACCCGUGGAGCUGAGAAGGAGCGGACCGGCGAGGGGCGGUGGCGCAGCGGCUGUGGGUCGGUGCCGACCCUGAGAUGCGCGCGGAGACGUUAAGGAGGACGCCGCUGAGUCAUCAUCAUCAUCAUCAUCUUCCUCCGGCUGUGUAAAAAGGGCAGAGGUUUCCCUUCAGCUGGGAGGAACAAGCGCGCGCGUAAUGACGCAUCCGGACACGACAGAGGAGACAGGGAGCACACUGCACGAGGAGGAGACACCCCGGGGGGACGAUUAUCUGAGCGGGAGAAGUGAGUCUGAUGACGGGGAGGAGGUGGAUGAUGAAGGUUUGGUUUUGUUUUACGAGUCCGGCCCGUGCGUGGCGGAAGACGAGUCCCAUUACAUUACCACGCACGAGAUCCAGCUCUCCGAGCUCUCUGACCACGAGGGGGACUUCGGGGCGGGCUCGUCCGCGGGCAGCUGGGACAUUGAAGAUGACAGCCAGGUGUACCCGUUCGUGGGUUACUGCUUUGAGGGGGAGAAAGGGCACGCGCGGCCUCGCGCUCAGGGCGCAGCAGCGGUCAGCACUCUGCCUGAAAGUGAUCCGCGCGCAGCGGCCAAGUUCUCCAGCUCAGAGGAGCAGAGCGGCGGCAGCAGUGGGGGGCAGAUCCACCUGUCAAUCAGAACCACCUCUCGAGCUAUAAAUGAGCCUGGCAACGUUCAAGAACAGGGAAAUAUUCUUUAUCAUACCGCGCGCGCCGGAGACGUGAGCCGCUGCGUGUUUCGGGGAGUGGACGGGAAGGCAGAGUGUCUCAUAGCUGCGCCGGGACGUCUGCAUUUUGGCGGCAAAUUGAGAGGCAAGGAGGUGAGGGAGCAGUCCAGCAGCACGUCCAGUGCUGUCAGCGAGCUGGACGACGCUGACAAGGAGGUGCGCAGCCUCACAGCCAGAGCCUUCAGGAGCCUGGCCCAGCACUUUGAUGCCUUCAGUUUCAGCACCUCCAGCGAGUCCUCGGCCUCAGAGCUCAGCAGGUGGUCCACGUUCGUAGACCUGAAAUAUGGCAACAUGAACGUGGACCAGAGUGUUGUUUCCUGUCAGAACCCAGACACUAAAGGUUAUAAGGGCAUCGCACUGGCCAGCCUCAAACCCCCCAGCAGCAAGAUUUUCACUUUGAGUAGCACCCCCCACGCUCAGCAAAUCCAACUGAUGGGGAAGUUCGGUCAGGGCCACGGUGGGGUGAUCCGGCUCACCGAGACCCUCAACUUCCGCUGUAAUGUCAAGUCUGCGGGAGAACGGUGCGCCCAGUUUGCACAAAGCGCAGCAGGAUCACGUUCCGCAGAUGAAGUUACCCAGAGCUCGCUGAGCGGGGGCAGCAGGACCCCCCUCAGAGCCAUGGAGGACACGAACAAGAAGGCCGUGUUCGCCUCAAGCCUCAUCAAAAAUGUCAUUUCUAAAAAGAUGCAGUUUGAGCAGGAGCGCAGGAUGGAGAGGGGGGAGAUCAGGGAGCCGCCGCAGGAGGGGGACAGGCGGAAGGGGGGCUCCAAGGUCUCAGAGAGCAGCUCGGACUACAACAUAAUGUGCGUGGACGAGCUGGGGGACAUCGUGGACAGUGGCUCGUGUGAAACCAGGAGCGAGUCUCGGAGACGGGACAGAAGCGCUCCCGCAACUAAUUUAGAGACGAGCGGAGCUGGAGUCGAUACUAAAAAAGGUGCUCUGGAGGCAUCCAGGAGCACCCUGCUCCAGAGCCAAAAUAGCGCCUUCAGAUGCUGGAGGGACAAGGAGCUAGGGUUUCAACAAGACCCCAGGAGCCGUGACAGACUGCAGGACAAGCUGGAUGACAAAGACCACGAGGCGGAGAGGCCCUCAGGCUGCGGCAAACUCACGCAAAUGUCGCAUUUGUUUGUGCCAAGUAUCCAGCUGCUGUCCGGGGAAGGAGAGGCCGGGCAGCAGCUGCACAGCAGGAACUGUCAGGACGGAAGCGGACCUAAAGUACGCUCCGACAACACCUUAUACAUCACAGACUCCAGGAGUUUAACCACCUCCAAAUCCCCGGAAAUCAAAAUCAACCUGAGGAGCGUCAAAGACCUCAAAACGGAACCUCUGGGUGUCUCCAAGCUGCGCGCUCCUAACACCGGCUGCGGUCCCAUAAGAACCGACAGCUUCAAAUGUCAGGCCCUGGCUGCAGCCCUGAAGGGUGAGUCUUCAGAUAAAGUGCCACAUUUUAUGGUUCGAGACAUCAGAGACAACAAAGGGAAGCUGCAGACUCCCAUCCACCAGGUCAGAGAUGUACGUAAACUGGUGAAAAGUUCUUAUAACUUUGUUUCUCUGGAUAACAACGAGAACAAAUCCAGCUUUGCCUCUGCUGACAGCUACUCAGAGCUGAAGAAACACGUGCACAACUGCAACCCCAACUCCGUGUCCCCGAUAGUGAUAAAAUGUCAGUCCGUUAAUACCAAUAACACUGGGAAGCACGCAGAAAGUCUUGAGUUAGUGAAACAGGAGCCAUGUGUUACAGACAGAUCAGAGGAGGCCCCACCUCAGGGAGCAGCAGGGGCAGCUCCCCCCACAGAAGGAGAGCUGAGGCCUGAGAGUAAAGUAGCCUCAAACAACCAGGACAAAGUGUCAGAGACAGCAGAUAAGAAGCCAGAGUCAAACAUGGCAAAUCAGAUGGCUUUGGAAAAACUCAAGGCUGCUGUCAAAACCAUGGAACAACUCUAUGUGUUCGAUAAGAACGAGUGGAGGAGGAAGACUGAGCCGCAGCCUCUGACAGACAGCCAUGUUCUGUCUCUGAUAGCCACCGAGUUACAGGGGGGGUCUGAGGAGAGAGCGGCAAGACAGGACAAGACAGUCAGAAGAGACUCCUGUCCUAACAUCGACAAGACCCUGCCACAGUUAGCAACAUCACCUGGGACUGACGGCACCUUCAGGCAGGAGAACAAAGACCUCAAAGUCCGUCAGUCAUCCAGCAGCCUUGAUAAAAGGGUAGGGUCAAAGCUGGUGCAAGCUCUUAGCACCACAGGAGCCAAAAACAAGUCCAGGAAGGCCUCCACAGCUGCUAAUGUUCACCACCAAAACUCCAUGACACAGACGCUUUUUAGCAACAAAAAUGUCCCAAAGUCCUCCAAGCUGCCCGUGUCAUUAAAAAUCAGCCAGACAGGAAUAACUCGGAAUGAAGGAGCUGAAUGGAGGGACGUAGAAAGAUCUGAGCCAAGGUUUUCGGGCAAAUCGGCUGACAACGAGAACUACCUAGCCAUUCCAAUCAAAUCACACCUCAGUGACAGCAAACCAGUCCCGUCAGCCGAUAAAACAUCGGCAAAUAUGUUUGCAGCUAAGUUUGGCCCAAGCUGUCCUCCAAAACACGAGGGGUCUGAGUUCAGGAGCAUGGAGGACCUCAGCCCAGAGAUAAAACGUUCCAGCUUUGUAAUGGAGACACACCCACAGGAAGUUCCUUCUGCCACCAUCUAUCACACCCUGCCACUGGGGCUCUCUGCCAGUCAGCCACAGGUGUACUGCUUUUCCCCAGCCAUGACUCCAGCACCCACUCUCGACCCCUUUCAGGCUACGCAGAGGAAGAUGCUCCUGGAUCCCACCACUGGAAACUACUACCUGGUAGACACUCCUGUGCAGCCAGCCACAAAGCGCCUUUUUGACCCUGAAACAGGUCAUUAUGUGGAGGUACCUAUGCCCCAGCCUCCCAUGACCCCUGUGCCCAUGCCCAUCUCCCCCCUAGCUCUCAGUCCCGCAGCAUACGGUCAUGCCUACAUGGUCUACCCAAGCUUUGUGCCGACACCAUCAGUGAUACCUGCCCGAACUCUGGUGCAGUCCCAGAUGUCGGUGCCGUCGGAGGCAGAGAGCGGGGAGAAGGCGUCCUCACAGAAUGAAGGAAUGUACAUGGAGAGUCCCUUCUACAUGACCACUGGAAAGACUCCCCAGGCUCAGCAGCUGACAACCGGCAGCAGGCCACAGCACAGCUUCUCCAGCUUCAAGCAGCCGGUCAUCAGCAUCACCUCCCAGCAAGGUCCCCGGAUCAUCGCCCCACCCUCAUUUGACGGGACCACCAUGAGUUUUGUGGUGGAGCACAGAUAA